Messenger RNA from Vicia villosa (hairy vetch), 1677 nucleotides. RefSeq lists its product as uncharacterized. NCBI's taxonomy places the organism in Eukaryota, Viridiplantae, Streptophyta, Magnoliopsida, Fabales, Fabaceae. Gene Ontology annotation, molecular function: protein binding. The transcript is spliced from 4 exons. The record is from RefSeq and is a predicted model, not a curated record. The coding region runs from base 195 to 1460 and encodes 421 amino acids.
CCUUCUAUCUUUUAUUUAUUUUUUUAAUUUUUGAUUUUCUUCCUUCCACAGCGCACGACUGAACCAAAAACGCCGUAGUGUUAACGUCUCCAAUCGCAUAACCGCGGCUGAGAAAACCAAAAACUACAACGGGCACGAAGUAAACGGCGAGGUUAGCCGAGGAAGAAAAAGGUGGUGUGGCCGAUUCAAGAAGGAUGGAUCUUCUAUGUGCCGCAUAUUCAAAUACUGAAGAAGAAGAAGAAGAACCCAAACGAAUGAAAUUAUCCCACCAUACUCCCACACCGAAACCCUAUAUCCCUUCUUCUACUACUGUUUCCAACCCCCAUUCACAAAUUCUCAUUCCAGGUAGCUACGUUUCCAAACGACAACGCGCUUCUAUGCCUUCCAUCACUUCUGCUACAUCUAUUCCUCACCUUUCAUCAUCUCCGUCUUUCACAUUAUCCGGCAGUAUCUCGGAGGUUGAUAUACACCAUAACAUUUUAGCAUUGUUGAGAAGUGAAGCAAAGGAUCAUAAAAACCUAAACUCGGUAUCUGAAAAGCUAUCUGCAUCUUUAUCUGGACAUACAAGAGCUGUCAAUGCUAUACAUUGGUCAUCAACGCACGCUCACCUCCUCGCAUCUGCUGGGAUGGACAAUUUGGUAUGCAUAUGGAACGUAUGGAGCAGAGAUAAGAAGAAAGCAUGUGCGCUAAACUUCCACAACGCUGCUGUGAAAGAUGUGAAAUGGUCUCAACAAGGGCACUUCUUACUUUCUUGUGGAUAUGAUUACACAUCAAGGUUGGUUGAUGUUGUAAAGGGGAUGGAAACUCAGGUUUUCAGAGAAGAUCAAAUGGUUGGAGUUAUAAAGUUCCACCCAGACAAUUCAAAUCUCUUCCUUUCUGGGGGAUCUAAAGGGCAUAUCAAACUAUGGGAUAUCAGAACUGACAAAGUUGUGCAUAACUAUAAUCGAAAUUUAGGUUCCAUUCUAGAUGUUGAGUUUGCAACGAACGGGAAACAAUUCAUUUCUUCUAGUGAUGUAUCUGGGAGCAAUAUCAGUGAGAAUUCUAUUAUCGUUUGGGAUGUGUCGAGACAGGUGCCGUUGUCUAAUCAGGUUUAUGUGGAAGCUUAUACUUGUCCUUGCGUUAGGUCCCACCCCUUUGAUCCAGUUUUUGUUGCUCAAUCAAACGGUAAUUAUGUCGCACUCUUUAGUUCAACCCCUCCAUACAGACUCAACAAAUAUAAGAGAUAUGAAAACCAUGGGGUUUCUGGGUUCCAUAUUAAGUGCAACUUCAGCUUGGAUGGAAAAAAGCUUGCAUCUGGCUCUUCAGAUGGAUCUAUUUACAUAUAUGAUUAUCACUCAUCCAAAGUAAUUAAGAAAAUAAAGGCCUUUGGUCAAGCAUGCAUGGACAUUGCCUUCCAUCCAGUUAUGCCUGAUGUUUUUGCUUCGUGCUCAUGGGAUGGAAGUAUUUCGGUAUUCGAGUAGAGUUUCUUAUCAUCAUCCCAAUUCCAUGGUAGCUUAAAGGAACAUGCAUUUGGUUAUUACAACAAGUAAAUGAUUUUCUUCUGUUAAUGUUUAUUCACUUGAGGUUUAUAAUUGUAGUGAAUAUUAGUGUUCUUUGUUUUGAAAACAGUUUAAAGUGUAUUCAUUAUCAGUGAGAUUCUAAGCAACUAUAAUGAUAUGACCCUUUCUUGUUUCUAAA